This is a messenger RNA of Prorocentrum cordatum, 1208 nucleotides long. Lineage: Eukaryota; Dinophyceae; Prorocentrales; Prorocentraceae. The record is from the annotation of a GenBank genome assembly.
AUGGGAAAGACGACGAAGUCUGAGACGGCGCAAGUCUCGGACGGCGAGAAGACGACCAGCGUCCCCAAGCACGCGCCCCUGAAGUUCUCCCUGAAGUUCCUCACGCCCCAUCCGCUCGCGGGAGCCAUCGUGGGCCCUGGAGGGACCAAGAUCGCUGCGCUGCGCGAAGGGAACACCGCCAGAGUGCAGCUGUCAAACCGUAAGGAGACGUACCCCGGCAACGACCGCCGCCAGCUCACCCUCUCGUGCGAAACCGAGGAGGCGCUCCUCGACCUCGCCACACAGAUCCUGAAGAUCCAGCUGAAGAUGAUCUCCCCAGAGGAGCUUCGGAAGAGCAAGGAUGACCAAUGGCCCUCCAGAGAGUCUAUCGGCAAAGACGACAUGCUCAAGAUCUGCCUCCUGGUCCCCCGCGCGGCCGGUGGCGGCAUCAUCGGCAAGGGAGGCGCCACCAUCAAGCAGCUGCGCGAGUCCAGCGGAGUGAAGAGGAUGGACGUCAGCGAUGGCGAGUACAGAAGCGAGGGCCCUGCUUCCGACCAGCUGGUCAGCAUCACGGGCUCGCUGAAGGCUUGCCAGACCGUGAUCAAGGAGGUGAGCAAGCAGGUCCAGGCACUCAGCGGAGAGGCCUGGUUCGGCGUCUGGCUAGCGCGGACUCCGGCUGCGACCAGCGGCUGGGAGGCCAGCGGUUCCGAUGCCGACUGGGGCUGGAACGACUGGAACGGCAGCUGGGACUGGAACAGCAGCUGGGACUGGAACAGCAGCUGGAGCGACGGCUGGGGCCACAGCAGCCGUGGCCCGAGCAGCGCUGGCCCGGGCCUGAGCACUCUCGUGCAGGCCGCGUGGGAGACGCCCCGCUACGUCCUGGAGGACUCACGCGGCUUCGCGAUGAGCUGCAUUGUGCCCAGGAGUCUCACCGGCGGCCUCAUUGGCCGCGGCGGCCAGAACGUCCAGAAGGUCAAGGAAAGGACCAACGCAGACAUCUCCAUCCGGCCGAUUCCCGAUGACCCCGACCACAGCAGCCUGAACAUCGUUGGCCCCCUGCCCAACGCCUGCGCGGCGUACAUGCUCAUGAUGACGCUUUACCUGGACGCCGAGGUCCUCGGCGUCGUGCUGUCCAUCCAGCCGCGCGAGAGCGCCGGCGGCGGCGGCAAGAGCUCCGAGGAGAUCGUGGCGGAGCUCGCGCAGCUGCAGGAGUCGCGGCUUCCGGCCAG